GGCUGACGUAUUGGGUCCAGAUGUGUCCAAGCUGGCCCUAUUGACCAUGCAGCACCUUGACCGGCCAGUGGCAGAAAAGGCAGUAAAGCGGAUCAAGCGAGAGUGCAAGAAUUACAGUGAGACGUGGUUACCACUCACCAUCAAGGCCUACCCUGACCUGGCAGACAUGUACAUGCAGCUUGGUAUGGAGCCCAGUGCAGCCUGUCUGGCAGCAGCCAUGGAGGUGGGGAAUGAGGACUGGGUGCAGCGUCUGCGGGAGUUCUGUUACCACCCCAUGUUAGACGUGUACCUGGACAUGCUGGGCUGUAACAAACCGUGUGUCAAACUGGUGGCCCAGUUCCGUACCGAGCGCCAGGAGCAGGCACAGGCCAUGGAGGCAGAGCUCCUCGCCGAGGAGAGCGAGAAAGCCACCGUGGGGAAGAAACGCAAAAAACGCCGCAAGAAACCCAAAGGAAAGGCAGACAAGGAAGACUUGGCGAAGGGGGUUAGCGAAGAAAAGGAACAACCUGUCGAACCAGCUAAGGAAGAGGUGACAGAGAAAACUGAGGAAACCUCUGUGAAAAAAAUGCCAAAUGUGGAAGGCGCUUACUCGCGUAAACAAAAGAGGAAACAGGAAGCAGCAAGGGCAAAGGAAGCUGCUGAAAAAGCCGAGGCAGCUGGUGAAGACAAAAACACAAAGGACAGCCAAGAAGUUUCAGCUGAUGGUGAAAAGACACAAACAGCUGAGGACACAUCACAGGCUGUAGAGGGACAGGAUGGAUCAACUGGUAAUGAUGCAGAGAAGGAGGAGGAGAAGAAAAAGCCGAAGCCGAACCUGCCAUGGUUGAGUCGGAGUAAGCGUUGGGCCCAGCAGCUGGAGGAUUUGGCCUGUAUGGACCCAGCCCUGCGCAGGCAGGUGGACGCACUGCACAUGUGUACUAAAGGGAAGGACUUCCUCAUUGCCAAGGGGAGCGAUGGUACCUAUGUGUACCUGGGCAUCAUGAACGAUGGUACGGAGGUGGCGGUGAAGAGGAUCCACGAGGACAACUUCCAGUUCAUGAAGAACGAGUGUGAGCUGCUGCGUCUGGCUGAGCUGGAUGAGGAGUACAUCAUCAAGUACAAGUACUUCACAGAGGAUGAGACUUUUGGGUACCUUGCCAUGGAGCUCUGUGAGUACACAUUGGAGGAUUAUGUGCACCGCCUAGCAGAGCAGGGAGAACUGCAGAGACUGGCACCUAAGAUCAUCAGUCAGAUCAUGAAGGGACUGCAGACGUUACACGAGCAGCCUAGGGCCAUCCUGCACAGGGAUCUAAAGCCAGCCAAUGUGCUGAUUGAUGUAAAAGGUCGUGUGCGGCUGGCAGACUUCGGGAACAGUCGUCUGUUGGAGGAGCGGCAGACCACGCUGUACACCAACACGGCAGGCACGCGGUGCUGGCGGGCCAAGGAGACGCUGGACUACUGCAGUCAGCAGGCCUGCCGCAAGGAGUCCGACAUCCAGGCUGCAGGGAUGGUGGCCUUCUUUGUGCUGACAGGUGGGCAGCAUCCGUUUGGUGAUCUGGAGCAGCCGUUUGCGGUGGAGGUGCGGAUCAUGCAGGGGCGGCAUGACCUGGGGCCCAUCAAGGACCCUGUUGUGUCACACCUGCUGGACUGGAUGUUACAGGAGGACUACACCAAACGGCCAGACUGUAACCAGGUGCUGAGCCAUCCCUUCCUGUGGGACGUUGACAAGAGGGUGCUGUUCCUCGGACGUGUGGGCAACGAGCCGGAAGUGGAGAGUCGGGAGGCAAACUGCGCUGUACUUCGGGAAAUCAACCUCCAUAAGAACAAAAUCUGCAAGAAAGACUGGACUCAAGUGGUGGAUCAAGAUCUGCUGUCAGAGAUGAGCAAGCAACGGCGCUACAACAGCUCUGUAGGAGACCUUCUCCGACUCAUCCGCAACUCCCAGCAGCAUUUCAAGGACUUGCCACGCGAGGUCCGUGAGCGAGUGAGUGAUGAAGGACUUCCUCAAACCUCUUCCCCAUCACUUCUUCCAUACCGUGUAUGACAUCAUCGGAAAAAGUAGCGGUACUGACGAUGAUUGGACUCAGCGGAGGAACCUUAAGAUGUUCUUUAACUAACACCACCUUCCUUCUCUCUAAAUGUACCCACUUGUCUGAGAUCUACACCACUUAUAAUUCAUUCUCUGUUAAAAGUUCCAGUACCGGUAAAACGUGAUUAUUAUGUACCAAUGUUGAGACAUAGUGGGGCAAUUUGCAAUGGCUUGCUCUUGUAUAUAGCUGACAAUUUAUCAAUUGUAACAAUUUAUACUAUUUCAUGUUAUGAAUUAGAAGUGCUUCCCUAUGUGUGAGGGCAAAAUCAAUUAUAUAAGGUUUUUUAUAUAAGGGCUGUGGAAUAUAUUGUUGAUACCUGGUACAUGUGUCACCAGCCAAAUGUGCAUACAGAUUAUCUCAGUCAAUAGUCAAGUUACUCAUGUGGUGCUCAACAUGGCCCCCUUUUUCUAUAUUCCUUUGUUACCAGGAAUAUUUGUUAUCAUUAUCAUUUUACCUGAACCACUUCCUCUGUAUUUGUUAAGAGAGGAAUCAGGCAAUUUAUUGUGAAAAGAGACAAGGUGGAAAGAAUCUACACCUGUAUACUAGUAUCUUUGUCUAUUGCAGUAUUACACUGUAUUAUUAGGGUCAUUUAUUUUGCAUUGUUUUGUAUUGAAUUUGGUGUGAUGGGCUUUGGAAGUAGCUUAACCAACUCUUGGUACUAAAGAUGAGAUUACAAAGUAUAUUCCAUAGUUUAUUGAGUACUUCAUGAAUUAUGAUGCUCAUCUAAAUCCCAUAAAGUUUUUCAGACCCCCUCACACGUGCAACACAGUAUUAUCAUCAUUUUCUAUAUAACAUUGUAAGUUGUCGAAUUGCUUAACUAUUUCUAUAUCAACCUUGAUCAUCUGUAUAUAUAUAUGUAAAUAUAUUUGUGUCUGUGCAAUGAAUUUCCCAUUAUCUUGUAUUAA
Branchiostoma belcheri (Belcher's lancelet) is the source of this 2974-nucleotide messenger RNA. RefSeq names its product serine/threonine-protein kinase/endoribonuclease IRE1-like. Gene Ontology annotation, molecular function: RNA endonuclease activity; ATP binding; protein serine/threonine kinase activity. Bases 47 to 2023 code for a protein of 658 amino acids. The transcript is spliced from 9 exons. Gene Ontology annotation, cellular component: IRE1-TRAF2-ASK1 complex. NCBI's taxonomy places the organism in Eukaryota, Metazoa, Chordata, Leptocardii, Amphioxiformes, Branchiostomatidae. Gene Ontology annotation, biological process: IRE1-mediated unfolded protein response; intrinsic apoptotic signaling pathway in response to endoplasmic reticulum stress; protein phosphorylation. The record is from RefSeq and is a predicted model, not a curated record.